AGUUUCAGGAUUAUAAGGAAGAAAUAAUGGAUAAUGAAAAGAAAGGAAACGGAGACAGGAAUGACCCGUUGGAUAUUAGUUCGAUAAAUUUCAGUAGUGAAGCAUACUUGAGUGAUUUAUUCCGGAAGAAGAAUUUGGAUGAAUUGGUUCAAGUAGAAGAAGAUAUGGUCCAUAAUGUUAGACGGCUUGAUUCCGAAAUGCAACAACUUGUAUACGAAAAUUACAACAAAUUUCUUACAGCAACAAGUACGGUGAAGAAAAUGCAAAAUGAUUUUAUGGAAAUGGGCCAAAAAAUGGAGAGUUUGUCGAAACGAAUGAGCAAAAUAGCGGCACUAUCGAAGAAUCUUUCUACAGCAUUUAGCAAACAUCGGACAAAUGUAUCACAGCUCUCUGAUGCUAAUAAGAAAGUGAAAGGCUUACAGUUUUUGCUAUGCUUGCCACAAAAGUUACAAGCCUUGGUCGAACAGAAGAAUUAUGAGGAAGCAGUGAAAAUUUAUUUAAGGGUACGAUCAUCUCUUUUGCUUUGCAAAGACAUAGCUUCAAUUUCUGAUAUAUAUGAUGAAACAAUUGCUAUAAUGGCGACAGUUCAAGACCAGCUGAAACAAAUCAUCUGUGGCUGUCUCAUUUCAUCUGAUGAACUUUCGGAAGCCAUAACUUUACUCCUCAAGUUAGGUGUAGAGCCGUCGAUUGUUUACAACGAUUUUCUAGCCAGUUGCAAGCGUAAUUUAAGUGAUCAACUUACAGUAAUGCGAGCACAGAGACAGGGCACAGCAGAUGUCCUGGAAUUCGUGGAUAAUUGUUGCAGCUCCUUCCUAACAGAUCUGUCACUGGUUACAACAAUAAAUCUGCGUUUUUUCCCCAACCAGGCAAUUGCGGGUGACGCAAUUGAAUUGAUGGAUUUGCUAAUGAAUCAGUUUGAAGAAGUUGUCAGGAUGCGUUUUUUGGAAGAAACAGAUGCUGCAGAGUGCGCUAUUGUUGUACGGGCGCUUGAUCGUUUUUACCGUCGUAUGUCAUCGUGCAACCAGCUUAUACGUGGCGUGGAUUAUUUACCAUUAUGCAUUUCCAUGUUAAAUAUCGUCUCAAGGCACGAAAUAGAACUUGCACAUGGUCAAGUCGUGGAACGUGUUGGUUCUUCUUUGCGGCAGAUUCAAAAAGAACUAACUGUACCGGGAACAUCUUUUUCGGAUACAUCAAUGUUAAACGACAUAAUUUCACGACUGGAACAUUCCCUUCUUGUUGAGAUAAAAACUGCCCUUGCAUCUUUGCUUCUUUUCACCGCUUCUGAUAUGACAUUUUCAUCACUUGAUCAAGCUCAGUUUUCACUUGGUUUUGGUAUCGAUGUUCACGAAUUAUUGGUUGUAAAAUCUCUAGAUGAAAUAGCGCAAUUAGGUCUAAAAUGCUGUGAUGUUAUGAAUCAAAGGACGCCAUCAUUGCCCGUUGUUUACAUCGUUCUAGCACAAUUUUUCAUCAAUAUUGAUAAUCAUUCAGUGGUUUAUAUCAUGAAUUUAUGCGAGGAACAAUUCAGAUUGGUAGCAGAGCGAGAAAAAGGCGAAAAGUCGCGAUUGAGUUCGGUUGAGAAUGUCAGAGUUCGUUUACGUACAACUGCUUAUGAACUUCUGAAAUACUGUGUCUACCUUCAGGGGAUUAAUACUUCUGAGGUUCUAAUACGUAGUAUUGAAUGUCGGGAUUGGUUAAGUUGUGCCGAACCAACAGCAGUUCGAUCAGCUGUGAAGCGUUUUAUCGAUGAUUUAGCUUCCAUCAAUUCAGCUAUUAAGCCUUUUAUGGAUGAAGGUACUCGUAAAGAACGAUUGUUAGAAGGCGGUUCAUCACGUUCACAUUCAAGGCGAACAUUCGAUACAUGUUCAAUCAGUUCAACGCUGGAUAAGUUAUGGUCCGAAAGGAUAGAUUUUUGUACAAAUGUGGAAUUCAAUCGAAUGUCGAUCUUGACAGCCAUUGUUAAUAUUGCUUUGAAAUCUUUUCUCGAGUGUGUCCGACUACAAACUUUUUCCCGAUUUGGUUUGCAACAAAUUCAGGUGGACUGUUGCUUUUUACGACAAAAUUUAUGGCGCUAUUUGUCGGAUGAACAAAUUGCGCUUUCGCUAACCGAUGAAAUUGUUUCAUCAGCAGUACAUCGUUCAGUAGAUCCAAAAUUGAUGGAACCCCUUACUGUUAAAGACUUGUGUGAUCGUUAA
Messenger RNA from Loa loa (African eye worm), 2192 nucleotides. RefSeq lists its product as hypothetical. The record is from RefSeq and is a predicted model, not a curated record. Gene Ontology annotation, biological process: Golgi vesicle transport; retrograde transport, endosome to Golgi; lysosomal transport. Bases 27 to 2192 code for a protein of 721 amino acids. The transcript has 15 exons. Gene Ontology annotation, cellular component: GARP complex; membrane; EARP complex. Lineage: Eukaryota; Metazoa; Nematoda; Chromadorea; Rhabditida; Onchocercidae.